Monodelphis domestica (gray short-tailed opossum) is the source of this 2327-nucleotide messenger RNA. Lineage: Eukaryota; Metazoa; Chordata; Mammalia; Didelphimorphia; Didelphidae. The record is from RefSeq and is a predicted model, not a curated record.
CGCCGGACUCCGUUUCCGAGUCCCUGAGCCCCCCUCCUCCUUUCUCCUGACUGGGAUGCCCCGCCCCCCUCUUGGGGUCAGCGAAUUGAGCCUCUCGCCCCGCUGGUCCUGGCCAGGACAGACCUCUGGCCCUUCUGCGAAGUUUUCCAAGAAAUGCAGGGAAAGGAUGUGAUUAGAAGAGCUGCCCCAUCCCCGGAGGCUGAAUGGCCACGAGUCAGCGACCUUUUUGUAAAGGGAGUUUCUCCGGGAUCGUUUAACUGACCUCAGAGGUCCCUUCCAUUUCUGUGGUCUUGUGAUCUAUGAGUCGUUCGGCCUGAGGAUCCAGGGGGAAGGAUAGGGCUGAGGUGGACUUUGUCUCUUGGGUCUCAAACCGUACUUUGCCCAGCCCUCAAAAAUAAUUUCAAUAACCUUUUCCGAAGUCCAUCAUGAGAUCAUGGAGCUAGAGCCAACAGGGACCUCAGAAGCCAUCUAAUCCAACCCUGUCGUUUUAGAGGAGGAACCUGAGGCCAAGGAUGAUUAAGUGACUUGCCCCCAGGCCACACAAGUAUUUAUUAAUUAAUCAAACUGUCAUCCUAGUCCGAAGUCAGUGCUAUCUCCAUUAUACUUUGCUGGCUUUUGUGUGGAGACAGACCUGUGAAAUACAUGGGAUCAGUGUUGAUAUCCCCAUUUUCCAAAUGAGGAAACUGAGGCCUCAGGGAAGUAACUUGUCCAAAGACAUGCUAUUGGAUUCCAUUCAAGAUCGGGCAGCCCAAGAAGCAGAUUGUUCCCAAGACAGUGGAGAGAGACUUUGAAAGAGAAUACGGAAAACUCCAGCAGCUGGAGGAUCAGACCAAGAAGCUACAGAAAGACCUGAAGAAGAGCACCGAUGCUGACCUAGCCAUGUCCAAAUCAGCUGUGAAGAUCUCUUCUGAUCUCCUCUCCAACCCACUUUGUGAGCAAGACCAGGAAUUUUUAAAUUUGGUGACCGCGCUAGAUACAGCCAUGAAACGGAUGGAUGCCUUUAACCAAGAAAAGGUAAACCAGAUCCAAAAGACAGUGAUUGAGCCCUUAAAAAAGUUUGGUAGCGUCUUUCCCAGCCUCAACAUGGCUGUGAAGAGGCGGGAACAGGCCCUACAGGACUACAAGCGACUGCAAUCCAAAGUGGAAAAGUAUGAGGAAAAGGAAAAGACGGGGCCAGUCCUGGCAAAACUCCACCAGGUACGGGAAGAGCUUCGGCCUGUAAAGGAUGACUUUGAAGCCAAGAACAGACAGCUCUUGGAGGAGAUGCCACGUUUCUACAACAGCCGGCUUGACUACUUCCAGCCAAGUUUUGAGUCACUGAUCCGGGCCCAGGUCGUGUACUACACGGAGAUGCACAAGAUCUUCAGGGACUUAACCCAACAGCUUGACCAACCAGGUCAUACAGAUGAGCAGAGGGAGCAAGAGAACGAGACCAAGCUGAGCGAGCUCCGAGCCCUGUCCAUCGUGGCUGAUGACUGAAACCCCUGGGGCAGAGAUCCUCGCCCCACACACCCUCAGACUCAGUAAAGCCAACUCCAUGGUGAAGGGCAGCAGCUGCCACAAUACUGUGCCAUGACUGCACUGACAAGGGGAGCAAAGGCAGCCUCUGCUCCCUCUCACUAGCCCUUAGACCAAGUCUAAUCCUCUUGCCGGAGAGCUCCUUCCCACUCCCACCCUCAGUGCCAUGCCACAGAAUGUUCUGCUCUAAGCAAGCUACUGCCUCCUCCAGAGAGGAGCAUGGGGGGACAGUGAAACAGUUAGUAUAAAAGCCCCAGGCAUGAGGACUUUUAUUUCCAAAACUGGGCCAGCAUAGAACUGUCUCCUGCCUCCAGCCCCGAGCCAUAGGUAUCUGAACAAGUCAGCUCGGUCUGGGCCAGGACAUCAAAGUCAGGCCUUUCCUCAUUUUUAGGCUAGUAUGCUGAUUUGCUUUAUUGUAUUGCCUCAAUGCCUUAGUCCUGCUUCUGGUGGUGAACCUUUCCCUUCAAAACCCCAUCUGCCCGAGUUUAGAGUUAGGGCAGAUAAACUGUUGUCUUCCAUGUUCUGCCCAAGCAUCCAAGUGUUAAGAAAAAGCUAGUCUGUCUAAUCUUCCAAUCUUCAUCCUGUGCCUCAAAUGAAGGGAAGAGUCCAAGGUUUUCCACUGGAGAUUACCUUCUGAGGUCUGGGAAUUAGUUUAAAAUGUCAAUUUAAUGUUUUUCUAUUCACCUGUCAACUCAGGAACCCCCUGGAAAGGGCAAAAAGUCUGGACUCUCCUCUUCCCCCUAACUUCAAAACUGGGGAUUUUAUUUUUUCAAUGAAACUUAAAAUAAACCCUAUCUGUAUUGCUGAUA